Olea europaea var. sylvestris is the source of this 522-nucleotide messenger RNA. RefSeq lists its product as uncharacterized. The record is from RefSeq and is a predicted model, not a curated record. The transcript has 4 exons. NCBI's taxonomy places the organism in Eukaryota, Viridiplantae, Streptophyta, Magnoliopsida, Lamiales, Oleaceae. The coding region runs from base 1 to 522 and encodes 173 amino acids.
AUGGGAUGGAAGCAAAAGGGGGUUAAGAUUAUCAUAAGUAGGGAUGUCACGUUUAACGAGAAUGAGAUGCCGUGUAUUAAAGAGGAAACUGAACCUGAGAGUAAAACUGAACCAGGUAAAGAGAGAGACCUGUUUAAAGUGGAGUUAGGAAAGUUCAGUACACCUACCCCUACUGCUCCUAAUGAGGUGGAGAUUCAAGAACAAUCCCCUUACAAUGAGCGUGAUUGCAAUGAGCGUGAAGGAGAAUAUAUGAGUAAAGUGCCUUACUCUAAUGUGAUUGGUUCCAUAAUGUAUUUGAUGAUUUGCACUAGAUCGGAUUUAGAUUUUGCUGUUAGUACUCUCAGUAGAUACAUGGCUAAUCUGGGCCCUGAGCAUUGGGAAGCGCUAAAGUGGCUAUUAAAGUACUUGAAGGGAUAUAGGGAUGGUAGGAAAUCCACUUCGUCUUACAUGUUUACCUUAUCUAAUUCGUGUUCAACCAUCUAUACAUUUGUGCAAGAACCCCAUUUUUCACGAGUGCACUAA